Molecule: messenger RNA, 1330 nt
Organism: Aspergillus ruber CBS 135680
Lineage: Eukaryota; Fungi; Ascomycota; Eurotiomycetes; Eurotiales; Aspergillaceae
Exons: 3
Coding region: 43-1014 (323 amino acids)
Source: RefSeq, a predicted model, not a curated record
GUUUUAUUCGGGAAUAACAUCGGCCUCAAUUCCGUCACCGCAAUGGAAGUCCCAGACGACCAGGUGCCCAAACGAGAGCUCGGUUCGAAGCUGGCUUUCAUGAACUGGAUUUGGUACAUGUGCUAUAUUUGGUGCCUCAAAGGUGUCUUGCUCUGUCUAUACAACAAACUCACACAAGGAACUCGACGACAACAUCUAGUCUGGGCCGCAUCAGCGUUCUGUUUCAUGACAUGGCUAGUGUGUAUGUUGACGCAUAUCUGCAUUUGCAUGCCGAUUGCUCGUAAUUGGCAGGUCAAGCCCUAUGCCGGAGACUCCUGCACAAUCCGCGGUCCACUAUAUAUUGUCAUCGCCGUCAUGAACGUCGUUUCCGACAUUAUCAUCAUCCUAAUCCCCAUCCCCAUCCUCAUCAAACUCCAAGUCCCAUUGCACCGCAAGGCAAUCCUCACCGCCAUGUUCUCCUCGGGAAUCUUCAUCAUGAUCUGCACCAUUCUCCGCGCCUACUACUCUCUAAAGUCCCUGACAACGCUUAGCAUCGCGCUGGGCUGGGCGAACCGCGAGUGUUUCGUCGCUGCUAUCGUUGUCUCGUUGCCCGGUAUCAAGCCGUUGUUCCGGAACACUCGCUGGAUCGGGUCGAGCAAUCGUGGGAAGCAGUAUAAUUACACAGGUCCUUCAUCGUCGGGGUAUAAUAAUUUUGGAUCAAAGGGUUCUGGGAAUACGAAGACAUAUAUUACAUCGUUGGUCAGUAGUAAUCGAACGGGCCAUAUGGAAUUGCAUGAUGUGCCGACGACUACGACGACGUUGGGGGAUAGGGAUGAUGGCGAUGCGAAGAGGGCGUCGACUGCAAGUAAGGAAAUGAUUUUGAAUAAUAAAAAUACCCAUGUUAGUGGACAUGAUGAGGAGGAAGCUGGGCCUGGAUCGUCGGGGUCAGGACCAGAGGGGAAUCCUUCGCUUGCUAUUCGAGUCACCACUGAGUAUACACUGGCACAUGAAGCUGGGGCUCGACGGUUGCAGUGAUCUAUUUUCUUUGUGAUAUCUCUUUCUAGCGAAUGACUUUAUGCUAUGUAAUAAUAUUCAAUAUCGGUUGUAAUGAAUGGGAGCAAGUUGGCCAGAUAGCUGAAGCAUGUAGCAUUGCAUGGAACUAAGCACCAUUGAGGAUUCGACAUGAUAGUACAUAGUGUGGUUGAUCGGGAAGGAAGUUGUCAUGAGCAGUUGGGAGCAAAGACCUCCUCAUUAAAGUUGCUUCCAGAAGAGCGAAUAUCGAGAAAUGGCCUUAUCUCAGGAUUUAUUAGCAAUAUAUUUUGAACAGUAAUUCAUCAUAAUCUCGCCGUUA